Molecule: messenger RNA, 581 nt
Organism: Stereum hirsutum FP-91666 SS1
Lineage: Eukaryota; Fungi; Basidiomycota; Agaricomycetes; Russulales; Stereaceae
Product: Got1-domain-containing protein
Exons: 5
Coding region: 97-513 (138 amino acids)
Biological process (GO): endoplasmic reticulum to Golgi vesicle-mediated transport; retrograde transport, endosome to Golgi
Cellular component (GO): COPII-coated ER to Golgi transport vesicle; Golgi cis cisterna; Golgi membrane
Source: RefSeq, a predicted model, not a curated record
AGCAGCCGCUGCUCUCAAAAGCCUUGUACACGUUCAUUCCGCGUCCUACCAGUUCUCUACGUUGCCCAACCAAGAUUGACUGUAACUUCUCUGAAGAUGUGGUUGACAGACAUGCAAAAGAUUGGCGUGGCCUUGACUUCGUUCGGUGGCCUAUUCAUGCUCCUUGGAGUAGUGUUGUUUUUCGACGGUGCGCUCCUUGCGCUCGGAAACAUCCUCUUCUUGGGUGGACUCUUCCUUAUCAUCGGGCCACAGAAAACCUUUUACUUCUUUGCACGAAAGAACAAGCUGCGCGGAACGGUGUGUUUUCUUGGCGGUAUCAUAUUGGUAUUUAUCAAAUGGCCAUUUGUCGGCUUCAUCCUCGAGACAUUUGGGUUCCUCAACCUCUUCGGAGACUUCUUCCCUGUCAUUCUGACCUUCCUACGACAACUGCCAUUCAUCGGAAACCUACUCAAUAUGCCAUAUAUUCGAACAGUCGUAGAUCGGCUAGCAGGCUCUCGAACUUCAAUUGUAUGAUCCUCAUGCGGAGUGGACCUAGAGAAUAUAUAUGCACGCUGCAGAAAGUCUUCCGGCUUUGCCAGAUG